CACGGGCAGACGUCUCGAGAAGCACGUCGGGUAUGGCGAGCCCUUUGCCCAUCACUGGGUACCCCUCCGUCAGCAGCCCCGGCUCAGCUCCGGAGCUGGGCGAGGGCUGGAGCGCCGCAGAUGUCUUCACAGGGAGCCAAGCCCUUGGGCUGCAGGAGUUGGUCUUCCUGCCAGGCGUGCUGUGCAAGCCCCCGAGUCUGGCCUGCCGCCUCUCCAAGAAUAUGAAGCUCCAGAGCCCGGUCAUCGCGAAUUCCGAGGAGGGCAUGUGCAUGGGCAUGGCGCUCUGCGGGGGCCUGGGCAUCAUCCACAGGCACCUGCCCAUCCGGGAGCAGGCGAAGAAGGUUCAGAGGGUGAAGAUGUAUAACUCCGGCUUCAUCCUGAACCCCGCGUGUUUGGCACCGCGGCACCUGGUGGAGGAUGCCCUCCGCAUCCAGGCGGAGCUUGGCUGCAGCGGCAUCCCCAUCACAGAGAAUGGCCGCAUGGGCGGGCGCCUGGUGGGCCUGGUGACCAAGCGGGACCUCGAGGGCAAGCCCAGAACCGCAUCCCUGGGCGCCGUCAUGAACCGGGACGUGGUCCUGGCGCAGGAGCCGGUGACCUUGAAGCAGGCCUGCACCGCGCUGCAGCAGCAGAAGGUCUCCAAGCUGCCGGUGGUCAACAAGGACAUGGAGCUUGUGGCGCUUAUCUGCCGAGGGGACAUGAAGCAGGUGCAGAGGAACCCGAAUGCCUCCCGGGAUGCCAACAGGCAGCUCAUGGUGGCCGCUGCCGCGAGCCCACACGAGGGCUGGGACCGGGUGAAGGCCAUGGUGGAGGCGGGGGCAGAUCUGCUGCACCUGGACACCGAGGAGGGCGUGGAUGCCAAAGCAAUCUCCUUCCUGAAGGAGAUGAAGGAGAAAUUUGCUGGGAUCGAUGUGCUGGCCGGCCCGGUGAACAGCCUCCAGCAGGCCGCCCAGCUCUGCGAGCAUGGGGCGGACGCCAUCCUGGUGGGCCGCGCCGGCGGUGCAGAGGCCACGGUGAUCUAUGAGAUCUCCAGGUCGCUGCGGGCGAACUUUGGGGUACCGGUGAUCGCAGACGUGGGGGUGCAGGACUCCGGGCAGGUCCUGAAGGCCUUGCUCCUGGGGGCCAGUGCGGUCUGCCUCGACCCCCUGGUUCAGCGAUGUGAGGAGGCCCCAGGGGACCUCAUCUACCGCAACGGCGUGCGGGUGAGGCUGGAGCCUUCUCCUGCAGGACCUCGGCCAGUGGAGAUGGGAUGCGCGGCCGCGGCCAUCGACAAAGGUUCCAUUUUGAGCUUCCUGCCGCCGCUGCUGCAGAACCUGCGGACGGGCUUUCAGGAUCUGGGCAUCCAGUCCAUGGGCGAUGUGUCCAAGGCGCUGGAGCAGGGCGUCCUGCGCCUGGAGCGGUGCAUGGGAGGAUUCCAGGAGGAGGCCCCGCGGAUGUUCCCCAUCGUGGCCAACGGCCUGCACUGCCGUUGAGAGAGAGAGAGAGAUCUUGCAUGCCAACACCGUCUCACCUGCACUGAGCGAGGCAUGGCGCAAAUGGCAACCAGG
Molecule: messenger RNA, 1544 nt
Organism: Effrenium voratum
Lineage: Eukaryota; Dinophyceae; Suessiales; Symbiodiniaceae
Source: the annotation of a GenBank genome assembly